Messenger RNA from Dissoconium aciculare CBS 342.82, 2347 nucleotides. RefSeq names its product RNA-binding domain-containing protein. Bases 46 to 2256 code for a protein of 736 amino acids. The record is from RefSeq and is a predicted model, not a curated record. NCBI's taxonomy places the organism in Eukaryota, Fungi, Ascomycota, Dothideomycetes, Mycosphaerellales, Dissoconiaceae. The transcript has a single exon. Gene Ontology annotation, molecular function: RNA binding.
GGCCCGACAUCAAUCACUUACUCACCCACCACAGAAUCGCACAAUAUGGCACCAGCGAAGAAGAAACAGCGUUUGUCUGACGGGAGCACCCUUGCGCUCGAUCAAGAAGAUGAAAAACCUGACGCUCCAUCUGAACCAUCCGCUCAAGACAAAUCAACGAAGCAUGCGAAACGUUCUCUCUUUGUACGACAGUUGCCAGCGAACACAACCACCGAGUCGUUGACCGAGCUCUUCUCAAACACGUAUCCUGUCAAACAUGCGACUGCCAUCAUCGAUCCAGCCACCAAGGAGUGUCGCGGCUACGGUUUCGUCACCUUUGCCGACGCUGAAGAUGCUGAAUUGGCAAAGAAGGAAUUUCACAAUUACCUAAUAGACGGAAAGAAAUUGCGAGUCGAGCUUGCAGAACCGCGCCAGCGCGACGGCGAUAUUGCAACAACUUCAAAGGUCAAGAAGGAAGAAGAGGUGCAACUGCCGCCGAAACUCAUCGUUCGAAACCUGCCAUGGUCAAUCAAGGGCUCAGAACAGCUCACCAAGCUCUUUAUGAGUUAUGGAAAAGUGAAGCAGGCAUACGUCCCCAGGAAGGGCCCUGGUCUCAUGGCAGGAUUUGGAUUCGUCAUCAUGCGAGGUCGGAAGAACGCCGAGAAGGCUAUCGAAGGUGUCAAUGGCAAGGAGAUCGACGGCAGAACGCUGGCAGUCGAUUGGGCUGUGGACAAGGUCGCUUACGAAGGCAUGAAUGAGGAUAAUGGGGAUAAGUCGAGCGCCAAACAAGAGUCGCUUGAAGACGGUGACGACUCGGAUGAGGAUGGAGAAAUGAACAUGGGAGACGGGGAGGAGGAUGAUGAUGAUGAGGUCGACAUUGCUGACGACGAUGACGAAGACGGGGGCGUCGAUCUUGAGGAUGACGAUGACGAAGCGAAUGGAGGUGAUGAUGACGUUGAUGAUACGGAAGAGAAUCGAACCGAAGACAAGUCGCAUACAGUCUUUGUCCGAAACUUGCCCUUCACAUGCACCGAUGAAGACCUUGAGGAUCACUUCUCGCAGUUUGGUAGCACACGCUAUGCGAGAGUUGUCAUGGACUUCAACACUGAGCGCUCUAGAGGGACAGGCUUCGUCUGCUUCUAUAACAAACAGGAUGCCGAAGCUUGCGUUCGCGGUGCUCCUCAACGACCCCUCGUCACUGGUCAAGACGGAUUUAAACGGGGUGACAAAUCAACACAAGCGAUGCACUCAAUCUUACAGAACGAUGGGGCAGAUCUGACUGGGCAAUACACACUCGACGGACGUGUGUUGCAGGUCACUGCUGCCGUUGAGAAAGCACAGGCGAACAGGCUGGCAGCAGAGGGAACAGCACAGCGGUCUAAGAGAGACAAUGACAAGCGGAGACUCUAUUUGCUGUCCGAAGGGACAAUCUCAACGAAGUCAAAGCUGUGGGAUCGUCUCGCACCAUCCGAGAAAGCCAUGCGCGAGGCCAGUGCCAAGCAGCGAAAGACUCUGAUCGAAAGCAACCCUUCUUUACAUCUGAGUCUCACCCGACUUUCCAUUCGAAAUAUCCCUCGCAGCGUCGGCGCCAAGGAGUUGAAGGCAUUGGCGCGUGAUGCGAUUGUCGGGUUUGCUUCCGACGUCAAGAAGGGCGCGCGCGAAAAGUUGUCCAAAGAAGAGCUUGCUCGUGGCGGCGACGAAAUGCGUGAGGCAGAACUUGCACGUAAGCGCUCGGGUAAGGGUGUCGUUAAACAAGCGACGGUCGUUUUCGAGGGUGCCGGUGGUACCAAGAUGAGUGAAGAUACCGGCGCCGGCCGGAGUCGUGGCUACGGGUUCAUUGAGUACCACACGCACCGAAAUGCCCUGAUGGGGCUGCGUUGGCUCAACGGUCACGCUAUUGAUUAUAAAGUUGCUGAGGGACAAUCAGCAGGCAGUCGCGAGGAUGCUCAAGAUCGGAAGAAGCGCCUUAUUGUGGAAUUUGCCAUUGAAAAUGCGCAGGUCGUUAUGCGACGGAAAGAGAAGGAAGACAAGGCUCGCGCAAGGAGUAAAGACGUCAAAGGUUCUGAUGCUGACGGCAAGGGUACCUUCCGAGGCAAAGACAAAGGGCACAAACGCAAACGUGGGUCAGAGCUGCCGUCGGCAGAAGCGAAAUCAAGCGUUGUUGAUAGUGGUGAGGCGGCGAAGAAGAAGAAGACUGACGAGGAGAAGCUUGCGCGGCGCAACCAGAUCAUAGGUCGUAAGCGAGUGAAGCGUGCUGCAAGGAAAGGUGGGAAGUAAUUUGAUGGCUGGUCCUGCAUCAAGAUGUCUCGAUCAUCAAAUUUGUAAAUGUAAAAUGCUUUGCAAUAUUAUCGCUGCAUUUGGACUCGAG